Messenger RNA from Dreissena polymorpha, 1229 nucleotides. RefSeq lists its product as uncharacterized. The record is from RefSeq and is a predicted model, not a curated record. Lineage: Eukaryota; Metazoa; Mollusca; Bivalvia; Myida; Dreissenidae. The transcript has 9 exons. Bases 108 to 1064 code for a protein of 318 amino acids.
CGAGGAUUGCGUGGAUAGCUGGUAUAAAAAGACACACAUCGGUCGUUCUAGUCUGUGACGCUACAGUUUGUAGUUGUGUGUGUUGCAAGGACGUUCAGCAGUUCAAGAUGUUUCGUUGCCUUCUGUUUGCGGCGCUCGUCUCGGUAACUCUGGCCUCAGUUAAUUUCAGUUGCGGUGCAAAUGGAGACAUCACUGUCGUCGAUGUACCCCCAACUAAACAAUACGGAUUUGCCAUUGAGACGAGUUCAUCAAAACAGUGCACAUACUCUUUUAAUUCUCCCACGAACAGCGCAAUAAUCUCUGGUUGUGAUAAGGACCAACAGAUUUUACUUACGCUGUCUUCAUAUAACAAUAUGACGGCAAACGGUAUGCAAGCUGCGGUGUAUCCAGACUCGGGAUCAGCAGAGAUAAUAACCUAUGUAAUAACCUGCCAAGAAAUACCAGCGUCUGGUAUAACGAAAACGUUGAACCACACCCUUGCGCCCGCGCUUGUCACCGACGGUCCGAGGACGUUCUCGCCAGCUAUUGCAAUCGACGCUGCGUUGGGUAGGUAUACCGCUAAUGUCGGAGACCUCGUUGAUUGGAUCCUUACCAUCCCUGUGCAAUAUAUUGCGACAGUAGAGUCUUGUGUGGCUGAAGCAGUAGGGAACUCAUCCAAAACAGUGACGCUUAUGACGAACAACUGCGCUGUCCCUCCAGCCUUAAUGAAACCCUUUUCCGCUUCUUAUGACCCUACCGCGACAGCAACUACACACACCUACACUACUAAACUGACCGCCUUCCAGUUCUACGGACAUAAUCAAGUCUUGAUAUCCUGCAGAGUUAAAGUUUGCCCGAGUUCUGCUGGCGACUUGUGUAAAGCGCGAUGCCCUGGAGCUUCUCGCCGACGUAGGGACGCACAAUCCACAGCCCUGUCGACCAAGGACGCAGAUUCCAGUGACGGCACAUUUCUCUACCAGACUCGGAACGUUCUCUUUGUCAAUGACCCAUUCACCCUUUCCGCUGCCAGUCUAUCAUUGCCAUCGCUCUUUGCCAUCGCUUUCGCACUCUUCGCUGCCCUUUGACGUAGUCGUCUGAGCGAAGUCACCUUCACGACGUCACCUUCACGUCGUCCUCUUCACGGCCAAUGACGACUAAGAACCUUUUUGACCACAUUAAUGACGGAACAGUUUUGUGUUUGUUUUUUGUUAACCAUAGCAUCAAAAUAAAAAAAGUAUAGUUGAUAAAAA